This is a messenger RNA of Linnemannia hyalina, 330 nucleotides long. The record is from the annotation of a GenBank genome assembly. Lineage: Eukaryota; Fungi; Mortierellomycota; Mortierellomycetes; Mortierellales; Mortierellaceae.
AUGCCAGAAGCAUCAAAAUGCCUCGCCCAGCUCCUAGCCCAACAGGCAGCUUUGGCCGCUGAUAUUGCAAAAGUCUCCGAACGAAUUUCCACGCACAAAACUCAAAUUGCUACGUUUCGUGAUUCGGUCAAGACCCUCGCGGAACCUCUCUGCGACCAAGCCGAUUUGGGAAGGACAGCGGUUGUUCAGGACCGGGAGAAGCUCCGUCAGGGACGUCACGCACACGCGAGCAAGUUUAUGGAGGCGAUCCAAAAGAACCUGGACGAGGACAACGCCCUUCUCGCCGAAUUUCAAGCCGAAAUUAAGGAAGUCAACGCGCUCAUUAAGUAA